UUGGAGGAACCGUGGGCAAUUUCAUAUGUGAGAACAUGUUGUCAGGAUUGUGUCAAGGUGAUCACUGCCAUCAAUGGACGGAAAUGGCCUGUGCCCAUUCCAAAAGGUGCCAACCUGGAUACCAUCCAGGAAGGCCUCCUCAAAAUGGGUGCAGAGUAUGUGUGGUUGGACCUUCUCUGUUUGAGACAGAAAAAUGGUCAAAGGGAGGAUUUGCAUGUGGACAAAUGGAAGACUGAUGUACCCACUAUCAGAAGUAUCCAUCGUUGGGCUGAAGUGGUGGUUCACUAUUUUGAUGUGCUUAGAGAGACAACCAACCUGGAUAAUAGUGAUGGUGGAAAUCAUUGUUGGUUUAAUCGCACAUGGCCAUUUCAGGAG
Molecule: messenger RNA, 375 nt
Organism: Desarmillaria tabescens
Lineage: Eukaryota; Fungi; Basidiomycota; Agaricomycetes; Agaricales; Physalacriaceae
Exons: 2
Source: RefSeq, a predicted model, not a curated record